AUGGUUUAUCCUGUGUUUGCUUGGCAGCGUACUGAUAAUCUUAUAAGUCGAUUACCCGAUGACAUUCUCCUUGCUAUCCUAUCUUUCCUCCCAUUGAAAGAAGUUGGGCGAACAAGUAUUCUUUCAUCUCGUUGGAAAAACAUGUGGAGUUACAUCUCACAUCUCCACUUUGAUGACCAUAGCUCGAUGUGGAAGGUUAUCCGGGAUCCAGAAGGUUCGAGUGUUGAGAGGGAAAAGUAUGUAAAGUGGGUGGAUUCGGUUCUCCAAUCACACCGAGGGUCCACCGUGAAAGAAUUAAGAAUAUGCUUUAGUUUAGUCAAAUCAGCAGGAAAGUCAAUUACGAAGUGGCUUGAAUUUGCUUUUGAGAGGCACACCGAAAAGUUGGAGUUGAACCUUUCAGAAGGUAAUUGGGGUCAGGACCCAGAUGAAUCGUACGUGUUUCCGCAAGAGUUAUGGGGAAAUAUCUCUACUAGACUUUUCAACAUAAAAAUGUUGAACUUGGGCAGUAUUGAAGUCUCUGGUGAAACUAUUGAGUUUCUCUUACGUGGCUGCCCAUUGCUCGAGCAGUUAAUUGUCAGUGCCUCUGAUCAAUUGACACGUCUUGAAGUUUGUGGACCAUUCCUUGUAUUAAAGCAUUUGGAGAUACGGCAGUGCAAAAAUUUAAAAUCCUUAAGAAUUUCUGCUCCGAAUCUAACUUCACUUGUACUUGAUAAAAUAGAAGGCCUCUUGCUUGAGGACGUUCCAAUGCUUACUAGUGUUUAUGUGACCUACGCGGACUCUUUGCGUCGUUGUAUGUAUGUAGAGAGAUUAAUUUCUACCUUACGUUGCCGUCUUUCCCAAUUGGAGAUUCUCACCUUGAACAUUUAUUGUAACAAGGAGCUUCUACCGAUGCUCAAAUUCCCCAUGAUGCCUAAACUUAAGAAGUUGGUUAUCAUGGAAGGUUUAGGUCGUAUGGACACGAGUCUUCUUGGCCUAGCUCAUAUUAUCAGUGCAUCUCCCAACCUGCAAGAAUUUGAGAUACAGCAAAGGUGGUUAAAAGCUGAUGAAAGGUCGAACAACGAAAUUCAGAAGGGAUUGAAGCACUUCCCACUGCACCAGCAUCUGAAUGUUUUUCGUUUUUUAGGUUAUUAUGGUUGCCCGAGUGACGUUGAAUUAGUGAACUACUUGUUGGAGAACUGUGUCGCGCUUAAGGAAAUCAUUGUUGAUACCCAAACUCAACUACGUGUGGCCUACCAGCCAGUUGAUCCUGAACAGUUAGAAUUGGCUGAAAUAGCAAAGGGUUACGCGAAACAGCAGCUGGAGCCGCUAGUACCUAACCACGUUAGUUCGAUGGAGAAGAUUAUACGGGCUUCAGAAUUUCACAUUGUCAGUGUUGAGAGGGAAAAGUAUGUAAAGUGGGUGGAUUCGGUUCUCCAAUCACACCGAGGGUCCACCGUGAAAGAAUUAAGAAUAUGCUUUAGUUUAGUCAAAUCAGCAGGAAAGUCAAUUACGAAGUGGCUUGAAUUUGCUUUUGAGAGGCACACCGAAAAGUUGGAGUUGAACCUUUCAGAAGGUAAUUGGGGUCAGGACCCAGAUGAAUCGUACGUGUUUCCGCAAGAGUUAUGGGGAGAUAUCUCUACUAGACUUUUCAACAUAAAAAUGUUGCACUUGGGCAGUAUUGAAGUCUCCGAUGAAACUAUUGAGUUUCUCUUACGUGGCUGCCCAUUGCUCGAGCAGUUAAUUGUCAGUGCCUCUGAUAAAUUGACACGUCUUGAAGUUUGUGGACCAUUCCUUGUAUUAAAGCAUUUGGAGAUACGGCAGUGCAAAAAUUUAAAAUCGUUGAGAAUUUCUGCUCCGAAACUAACUUCACUUGUACUUGAUAAAAUAGAAGGCCUCUUGCUUGAGGACGUUCCAAUGCUUACUAGUGUUUAUGUGACCUAUGCGGACUCUUUGUGUCGUUCUAUGUAUGUAGAGAGAUUAAUUUCUACCUUACGUUGCCGUCUUUCCCAUUUGGAGAUUCUCACCUUGAACAUUUAUCGUAACAAGGAGCUUCUAUGGAUGUUCAAAUUCCCCAUGAUGCCUAAACUUAAGAAGUUGGUUAUCAUGGAAGGUAUAGAUCGUAUGGACACGAGUCUUCUUGGCCUAGCUCAUUUUAUCAGUGCAUCUCCCAACCUGCAAGAAUUUGAGUUAAAGCAAUCGUGGUUUAAUGCUGAAAUGUCAGACAGGGAAAUUCACAAGGGAUUUAAGUACUUCCCAAUGCACCAGCACUUGAAUGUUUUUCGGUUUUUAGGUUAUUAUGCUUGCCCGAGUGACGUUGAAUUGGUCAACUACUUGUUGGAGAACUGUGUUGCGCUUAAGGAAAUCAUUGUUGAUACCCAAACUCAGCUACGUUUCGCCUACGAAACACUUGAUUCUGAACAAUUAGAAUUGGCUGAAAUAGCAAAGGUUUACGCCAAAAAGCAGCUGGAGCCGCUAGAAUCACAAACCAUAGGGCUCGCGAACACGGACAGAGGGCUCGCCGCGCAUCGCAUGGCCGCGGCUGCUGGCGCGGCGGAGGAAGAGGGUGGCACCGUCGAAGCUGGGGGGACAGCGUAG
This is a messenger RNA of Striga asiatica, 2574 nucleotides long. The record is from the annotation of a GenBank genome assembly. Lineage: Eukaryota; Viridiplantae; Streptophyta; Magnoliopsida; Lamiales; Orobanchaceae.